CGGAGCCGAGUCUCCGGGCGCGUUUGUCGCGGGUGGCUGUGCGCUCGUCAGUGUCGGGCGCUGUCGCGUGACCUAAGGUCACGGGUGCACGGUGCCAGCGGGCUAAGAGUCCGUCGCACGCCGUCGCCGCCAGCGUCCAAUCAACAUCCGACUCGAAGACGACCUUUGGCGGCAGGGCGGCGCGUCGCCGAGCGCAGGGCAGGUCGAUUUGCGGCUUGCGAGAAGGUCGCGUGACCUUCGACUCCGACGGCGGCGGGUUGACGUGACCUUCGACCUCGACGGCGGCGGGGUGACCGGUGACCUGACCGCGGCGACGAGCGCUAACCGACCCGCAGCGCGGCUGCCAGCUGCUGGAAGCGCGUCUGGUGACAUGCGCGGACGCCGGUGACCAUGUGCCCGCGCCGGACGCCCGCCCAGAGCGCUCACCAGGUGUGCAUUCAUCCCGCUGGUCACCCGCGAGGCUCGGAGGGACAUGCUGGCACUCAUCAGAUUCUGCGGCUCCUGCGGCUUGGACAACGAUCCGGACAUACUGCCCGAGAUUCAGGAGGAGACGUUCCGGAUAAAGCCAGCAGAUGGCAGUCUACACAGCCCUAAGUCUCAGGAGCCGCGGCCACCGCUCUACAACGCCGAGAUGUACGCGCUGGGUCUGCGCCGCUGGGGCCGCAAGGGGGGCACGCGUCAGUACAUCGAGGGGCGCGAGGGGCCCGAGCGGCACGGACAGCGCGACAGGAAGAGGCGCGACAGCAAGGCGGAGCGGGCGGCCCGGCAGGAGAUGGGCAUGCGUCAGUUCGCCAACGUCUCCGACCUGCUGAAGAAGCUGCGCCAGGACCUUCGCAUGUCGUACCCCAGCUUCGUCCGGGAGUUUGUGACCGAUCCUUACGACGGGGUGACUGGCCUGCUGGACCUGCUGAAGAUGAUACAGCUGUCGCAGACCGACUACGCAGUGAGAGGACUGAGCAGUAUAGCAUCAGUGGCCAGCUGA
Molecule: messenger RNA, 982 nt
Organism: Pollicipes pollicipes
Lineage: Eukaryota; Metazoa; Arthropoda; Thecostraca; Pollicipedomorpha; Pollicipedidae
Exons: 5
Coding region: 473-982 (169 amino acids)
Source: RefSeq, a predicted model, not a curated record